AUGGCAAAGUUACAGAAGGUCAAUAAUGCUUCAAGUGAACAGUCAUCCGAUAAUGUAGCAUCACAAAAAGCUAUUACGAAGACAACAAUGAAAAAGACUGUCACUGCAACAGCAGCCACUGCCACAUUCUAUGCCACUGGAACUGAUGCUAGGAGCCAAAAUUUAUUCCAAAGAAGUGGCUCUUCAAAUGAAAAGAUACUCAAUAAUGGCAACAAUUCAAGACUACAGAUAGACCCUGAACAUUCUGCUGAUGCAAGUAGUAGAGAUGAAAAACGGAUGAAUUCCGCCACACAAGUCGCAGCUGUGAAACGGAUGAAUAAGUCUUCGCCAACUAAGCGUAAAAACCGUGAUUCUUUGACAACCACAACGACUACGACAACAACUACGACACAGGGUGAGUCUUCAACCACAACCACAACCACCACUACUACAAGAAAACACACUACAAGAGUUAUCAACAAUUUUGCCAGUAAAGGAUUCUUCUUUACAUUUAAAAAACCCUUCAGUUUAUUUGGUAAAGAAAUGCCUGCAGAAAACGAAAACAGUCAAAGUACUACUGAUAUCAACAUGAAUAAAAAUGGUAUUGUCGAUACUGAACAACUUGCACUCAUGGCGAUGAAGGAAUCAGAACGCAUGUUUUCGCAGGCUAAAUUAAUGUUUCCAUCAAAUCAAAAUCUCAUGGUAGAUGAAAAUUCUGAAAGAAGUGGUUCACAAUUCAAUAGCGAAAAUGAUGGAAACGCAAGAAAUGACGAAGGAGUUGUACAAGGAUAUCAGUCUCGAUUUGCAAAUCUUCCACUUUAUCAAGGAUAUGGAAUCAUUGCACACCAAAUGGCCUUGUCGAAUAAGGCAAAGGCAGGUAAAGAAUUUGAUCAAAAUAAAGGUGCACAUCAUGAUGAGAAUGAGGAGGACCGAACAACAUCAGAAGUGGACAAAAAUACAACGGACAUACAACCGAUUUCAGAUCAGAGUGGCACUGACAUUAGUUUGGUCGCAAAUACAUUCGCACAUCUGUUAGAUGAAUCCAUUUUAAAAUUCUUAUAUGAAGCAACAAGCCAACAGCUUGGACGAUCAGGAUCCCUAAAUUUAUUUGAAUUACCAGCAUACAUUGAAGGUCCCCUACAGAACAACAAAUCUCUUAUUCCGACUCAGCAGAUGAUGCAGCAGUGCAUCAAGAAAAUAUCUGCAAUACUCCUUUGGAUUUAG
Heterobilharzia americana is the source of this 1203-nucleotide messenger RNA. Lineage: Eukaryota; Metazoa; Platyhelminthes; Trematoda; Strigeidida; Schistosomatidae. The record is from the annotation of a GenBank genome assembly.